Messenger RNA from Epinephelus moara (kelp grouper), 4329 nucleotides. RefSeq names its product zinc finger protein GLIS1 (gene glis1a). Gene Ontology annotation, biological process: regulation of transcription by RNA polymerase II. The transcript is spliced from 9 exons. Gene Ontology annotation, cellular component: nucleus. NCBI's taxonomy places the organism in Eukaryota, Metazoa, Chordata, Actinopteri, Perciformes, Serranidae. The record is from RefSeq and is a predicted model, not a curated record. Gene Ontology annotation, molecular function: DNA-binding transcription factor activity, RNA polymerase II-specific; RNA polymerase II cis-regulatory region sequence-specific DNA binding. Bases 347 to 2164 code for a protein of 605 amino acids.
CGCGGAGCAGAGAGCGCUGCUGUGACAGUGGGAAGCACAAUCCGCGUGCAGCCAGCGCGAGGCAAAGACCUACUAACAAGCUGUGAACUAUGACUGGACGCACAACGUGCAGCACGAGAGAUGACUGACCACGCAGCAGUUUGGAACAAAUGACAGAAGAUUACACAUGCUGAAUGAGAAGAUGCCAACCACUGAAAAUAAACCUAAUCUGAUUACAUUUAAGAACUGAAAGAUGUUGUAGAUGGUUUUAUCUCCAAUGGAUACCUAAAGUUGCUCCAAGAGAAUCGGUAUCAGCGAUUUUUCCUAAAGGGAUCACUUGGUGGAAGCCAGUGAGCAGGGGGCCAGGAUGUGGCCCCCUGAUCUUGGGCCUCCAGACGUCCAGCUAACUCUUCCUGGUUUUGGAAGUGUGUUUGAGGAUGCUGAGGACCUUCAAGCACCGCUGUCUUCUGGUGGCUUUUGUCAGUCCUCCAUACAUUCAGGUGGCCUGGGCGUGUGCUGUCUUCCAAGGACAUCCUUGUCCCUGUCCUCACUGGGCCGGGACCUCACUUCUCUGCUCAGCUGUAAGACAGCUGGAUCCCACAUAGAAAAGACUAUGGAGGACUUUGCCACCACUGCACACACAGAUCCCAAAAACAACACCCAGAGGUUCAGUUGUUACCCCCAACCCUCCCUCCCUUUAUCAUAUAUGCUCACCAGCUGUGCCACAUCGUCUCCGUUUGGCUCUCCACCAUCCUCUCUUUCCUCCUCCUCCUCCUCCUCAACUUUAUUUUUUGCUUCUUCCUUGCCUCCUUCUGAUGCACCUGAUAGCAACAAGACUCCUAAUCUACAAGGAAAGAUACAGGAAGAGUAUCACUCAAUAAAACAAGAGCCUGCAGAUGAUUUUUCGCCCUGUAAGAGGGAAACGUUUCAAAUCAACAACCAGCAGGGGGAGCUGUUCCAUGUUGGCCAGCCCCUCCAAGGUCAGGCCAGCUCCCCGCUUCAUUUCCCAAGGCUUAAUGGACCUGUAGGCCAGGACCCCACAGUGGACCAACUGGACCAGCCCUGUCACUGGAUUGACUGUAGUGCCACUUACAGCAGCCAGGAGGAGCUGGUGAGGCACAUCGAGAAGGUGCACAUCGACCAGCGCAAAGGGGAAGAGUUUUCCUGUUUCUGGGCCGGCUGCGUGCGACGUCACAAACCCUUCAACGCUCGCUACAAGCUGCUCAUUCACAUGAGGGUCCACUCUGGGGAAAAACCCAAUAAAUGCAUGUUUGAGGGCUGCACCAAGGCGUUCUCACGUCUAGAGAACCUGAAGAUCCACCUAAGGAGCCACACGGGAGAGAAACCCUACAUCUGCCAGCAUCCUGGCUGCCUCAAGGCCUUCAGCAACUCCAGCGACCGGGCCAAACACCAGCGCACACAUCUGGACACGAAGCCAUACGCCUGUCAGAUCCCAGGAUGCACCAAACGUUACACCGAUCCCAGCUCGUUACGAAAGCACGUCAAAGCUCAUUCUGCCAAAGGCCUUCAGGAGAGGGAGGUCAAGGUUCAGGUGCACACAAUGUUGGAAUCGGAAAUUUUGAGUGAUUGUCUGGCGAGGCAGCAUCUCCACCAAGGAAACGGCUCACCUCUUCCCAGCUUAGAUGACUUCACAGGUGUGUACUCAAACAACGGCUCCGUCCACAACAGGGAAAAUUCAGAGUUUCUCCCUCCGUCAGCAGACACCUGCUCCAGGUAUCGAGGUUUGGAGGGAAACUUUGACGCCAACAGCCCAAUAUCUUCACUAACAAGUGCAGGGAGCAUGAGAGAGGGGAACAGACCAACAUCGUUGUUCAUGUCUGCUGACGUCAGCCCAGCAAGCUCCUCAUCAGACAGAGUGGACGUCCAGCUGCAGGGUUACCACAAAACCUACAGCCACCAACAAGUAUUCACACAGCAGCAAGGAUGUCUGUACGGAGAAGGGAAAGUGGUUCAGCCAGUCAAUGAUGGAGGCUUUGAACCCGCCAGUUACUUCACAACUCCGUCCGCCUCUCACUCUACAGGGUUCGACUUGCUGCAGGACCUGCAGGGCCAGGCGGGGGGCGGUUACUCCAUGUCUCCAUGCUCAGACGACAGCUUCCUCUUCCAGGCAGGAGGCGUCGACCGCUGCCUCAACCAGAUCUACUCCAUCUACCUGGACUCAUGAUGGGCCACCCAAAACCAAAGAAGAAAAAAACUGCUCCAGAAUCACUUUGUUUUCCUAAGGAUGAACAACAGCAUGUAAAUGUGUGGCAGCAGACAAUCAUAACAGCAGUGUACUGUUUGUUCAAGGCUGAAGUUUUUGUUUUGGACAGACAUAAAUAAUAUGUCAAAGGGUACAAACCAAAGAGCAAAAUUAACCAGAGACAGAGCUGCAGCCAGUCAAAUUCUAAAUGUGAAUAGCAGUGACUUUUUUAUUCAGAGAUGACCACAGCAUUUGUGAUCUGGAUAGGAUGAGCUAUGAGCCUCUUUUUGGUAGUUUGAUGUGUAGGAAAGUCAGGUAGCUGGCGCUCUGGCUCUGCGAGUGAUGUUAACUAAACCAGUGAGAUUAAUUCUGCCUCCAUGAAAUAUUUAAAAAAAAACAUUUGUCAGGACGGGAUCUUAUGAUGUCGUGGUUCCCAACCCAGGGUCAAUAAAUAAAUCUGCUGGGGUCAAAAGACGAUUAAGAAGAUAACAAAUAACAAAAUAACACAGUUCUGCUUUAGAAAUUAUUCUAAUUUUUGUUUGACUUUUCUGUAAUUGUUGCUUUUUUUGUCAUUUCAAGGUAUCAUUAGCCAAAAAAUGUUGGGAACCAUUAUGUUAUAAUGGAUGAUGGGCUGGUUUUAAGCAGUCCGUGCAAUAGAGCAAAGAAUAGCUCAACAUUCUGGGAGAUACGCUUGUUUGUUUCCUCGCUGAGAGUUAGAGGAGAAGGUUGAUAUCACUCUCAUGUCUGUGUGCUAAAAUGUAGCCACAGCCAAGUUAUGUUAGCUUACCAGUUUGCCUACCAGUAACUCUAAAGCCCAAUUAUAUCAGGACUAUUUCUUGACUGUGAUGACUAGUGGCAUAAGGUAGAUACAACGGGCCCCAGUGCACGCUACCAUGCACUUAUCGUCUCGUCACGUGGUCAGAGACUUGACAUUGGAUAACAUUAACAUACAAAUUUCCCAGCAAUCAUCACUGUAUAUCUGUAUAUUACAAAAAAUACCAACGAAAAGAGAUAUUUUUAAUUUAAUUUAACAAUUUGUAAUAGUUUGUUAUAGUUACUUGGAAUAAGCGUAUCAUUUUAUUAUAGAUCCUACUGACUAUUUUACAAAUAAAGAAAAAAAAACAUGACAGAGAUGGCUUUGCCUUCUUCAAGAGCAUAUAAUGGCACUGUUGUUAAUUUAAUGAGAGUUAUUUGAAAACAGGCAUAUUUCCAAGGUGUCAAUCACUCAUAGGGGCCCAAUCUCCACCCAACACAUUGUUGGAGGGCCUACUCUCCCUAUGCCUCUCUAUGCUUGAGUACUCUCUGACAUUAACAUGGAUUCCAGCUAAUGUAAGAGGUCUUUUGGGACAGUAAGGAGUUAAAUGUUUAUUGAUGUGCUGUAAGUAAAGAGUAGGAUUUCAAAAUAGUGGUAAACAAUGCAAAGAGGCUAAACUGGGGUGACGUGAGAACUUUGUGGCUGCUGGAAUAGUUUCGAUCCUCUUGUCCAACUCUCGGACAGAAAGAUAAGUGUAUAUUCCCAUAUGUCAAGCUAUUCUAAGCUAUUGUCUUUAAGGUCGUGGAGUGUAACCAGAGUGUCAUUGAGAAACCUCCAACAUCUUGGUAAUAUGCAAAGAACUGCAGGAGAGUGGCGCGUACAGUGAACUGUAGCAGUGCUGCCACCAAGUGUCUGAAUGACAGUAUAUAAAUAUAGUGUAUUUACAGUCUGUGGAUCAGUGUGGAGGACUCCUGGGACUUUAAAACUGACACACAAAAAGAAAGAAAAAAUGCACUAAAAUGUAUUGUUUAUGAUUUGUCUGUAAUGGACAUAAAGGUGCCAACAAAUAUGUUUCAAUAUGUGUAAUCUAACAACGAUCAAGACCGAAGCAUAAUCUCCUUUUUUUAUACUGUCUCUUCUGUUCCUUUUUUUGUUUUUGUUUAUUGUAUCAGUGUUAUAUUCAGCGAGAGGGAGGUGUGCAUUGUUUACAGUAAGUUCUCUGCACUCUUUUCUGUCUCAUCACAGAGACUUUAAGAAAAUGACCAACCAGAAAAAAUGUUUACACUGAUUUUGUAGCAAUUCAGAGAUUUUCUUAUUAUUGUCUUUGAACAAUGUAUAUAGACUGUAUAAAAAGCACCUGUCUUUUAUAUCUAAAUAAAUAACUCUGUUUGUA